GUCCGACUUUAUUAUCUUAUUUCAUUAUGAAAGCUCAUUCUUAUCACUCCAAUUCUAAAGCAAUCUAUUGAAGAACUGAAGUUGACAGAACCUCCAAUAAAUCAAAAUUCUUUGACUUAUAAAUAUUGUUCCCGGAUGAUCUGUUAUCAUUAUUUCCGGACAUCACACUGACGAGGACGCGGACUAUGGUUAUCAGGGAUUAAUCGAGAGCGAUUGUUUUUGAUUAAUUUAUUGAAAUUAGAAAAAUAUACAAAAUGUCCGAUUACUACACAAACGUUGGGUUUGAACACGAUGAGAAAAAACCAAAUGGAACUACUCCAAAUGGUAAACUACCCGAUGUUUCCAAAACGCCAAAUGGUAAUGUAGGGAAUGGGCACCAUUACGAAACAUUUGUUAAACCGCACAUCGGAGAACAUGAACCUGAAACUAAGGAUUCAUUUGAGAUGAAAAGCAUGGACGAAAAACCAAAGGACUUGGAGAAAGGACAGCUCGAUGAUGACGAAGUUGAUUACUCAGAUGCCAACUGCAUUACAAGAGGAAUGAAAUUGUUUCAACUCGGGUUUUCACAGUUUAUCACUAAUAACUUUAACUUGUUAAGAAAUAUCUUCAUGGGUGUGCUUCUCGUGGGCUAUAGCGUCUACUUUGUAUUUGCCCUCCUGUAUUCUGUGCAAGGAGCCACGGCCCUUAUAGUCAUGACCUCGAUUGCUGUCUUCUUUAUCGUCUAUGCCUUCUUACGCGAUCACUUUGGGGAUACAGUGAACAGAGUUGUAUUUGUCCCACUUGGACGUCUUCUGGAUAAACAUUGGUUUUGGCUAAAAUGGAUAGUUUACCUGGCGCUACUGGCGGGUCUGAUUACGUAUCUGGCUGUAGAAUGCAUCAAACGUUGGGAACAACUUAUCCCCGUUGGUGGAGUUGCCCUCAUUAUAUUCCUUGAGUUUCUGUUCUCAAAGCACCCACAUAAGGUGCGCCUGAGACCUGUAGCAUGGGGAUUCGGUCUACAGAUUGUGCUGGGGAUUCUCGUCCUGCGCUGGAAGCCUGGAUACGACGCCAUAGAGUGGGUAGCGGAUCAAGUGCAAGAGUUCAUGUCGUAUACACUAGCAGCUGGGGACACCGUAUUCGGAUUCACCAUUCUACAUCCGUUCAUCUUUUUGAUGAUGCCCAUGCUCAUUUGGUUUGCCGCUGUGAUGUCUGUGUUAUAUUUCUUUGGGAUCACCCAAGUGAUUGUUAAGAAGAUGGGUUGGUUUAUGCAAAUGACGUGUGGAACAACUGCCGUAGAAUCACUUAGUGUAUCUGCUAAUAUCUUCCUAAACGGGAUGGAUACACUGCUUAUGUUACGUCCCUACCUGGAGAAACUGACCAAGUCCGAGUUUCACGCCAUGCAAGUCGGCAACCAGGCCACCGUUGCUGGAUUUGUAUUUGCUGUUUUCAUCUUGUUAGGGGCACCACCCCAGCAUCUGCUGACUGCAGCUUGCAUGAGUGCCCCUGCUGCUAUGGCAAUAGCUAAACUCAACUAUCCAGAAACGGAACAGUCUGUAACCAAUGGCGACGUCGAAUUUCCACCUCCGGUUGAAAAGAAUGUCAUCGAAUCAGCUUCCAAUGGUGCCAAGGCAGCUGGCAAGACUGUCACAGCUGUCGUGAUCAGCUUUAUUUUUAUGUUGUCAGCUAUAGAGUUUCUUAACGCAACUUUGAAAUGGAUUGGGGAGAGGGUUGGAUAUGGCGAUCUCACUUUCCAGUUGAUCUGUUCGUACGUCUUCUGGCCAUUUGCCUUCUUGAUGGGUAUAGAGCGAGACAACUGUGGACAAGUCGCCAAAUUAUUGGGAAUUAAACUGUUUACGAGUGAAUUUCUGGCCUACAGUGAACUUGGAGAUAUGGCAGAAGCUGGUGAAAUCACACAACGAUCAGCUGCCAUUGCGACGUAUGCUUUGUGUGGGUUUUCUGGAUUGGCCACGUGUGCGAUUGCAAUUGGAGUAUGGAGUGCUCUCGUUCCUUCAAGAGUCAGUUGGGUAGCAGAACAAAUGUUACGAUGUGUUAUCAAUGCAAACAUGGCCUGCUUCCUCACUGCAUGUGUUGCCAGUGUUCUUUACCGAGACGAUUUCUCAAUUGUCAAUGUCAAUGGGACAUCUAUUGACCCUCUGCCCAUCGUAGGAAACGGUGGAAUAAUGGAUGUUAUACUUGACUUGGUCGGCAGCAUCAUUCCAAAAGACAUUAUGGAUUCCUUUGCGAAUAUCAUUUUGGGAAUACGCGAUAUUGUAUUACCCGCAGCGCCAAAUUGCACUAUUACUGGAGGCACAAUCGUGAACGAAGUAAACGGAGGUCUCCAAGGUAUUUUGGACGUGCUUGGUGCGAUCCUACCAGAUGAUGCCAUGGGUUCUCUUAACCAAGUACUUGACGGACUGCAAGGGAUCGUCCGUCCUCGAGAUUGUGUCAUCCUCAAUGUGACAACUGGUUUCAACGAUACAAUGGCAACUGCUGAAACCGCAACUGGUGAUUUGAUAGGUACAAUCAUUGACUUGAUAUCUGCAAUAAUACCCGAGGACAGACAAGGUUCUUGGGAUAAAGUGCUCCAGGGAAUCGAGGACUUGCUCACCCCUGCUGCAGUGAACUGCUCCAACCCUGAUACUAUCAACCCUACCGUUGACCCAGUCCUUGUUGGCAUAUGGGAUAUUAUCAAACAACUCCUUCCAGCUGAUGUUAUAGCAUUACUUACACAAAUAGGUAAUGGUAUAGGUGAAAUAGUGGCUCCUAUUAAUAACUGUGAUGUAACGACAGUUGCCACUGUAACUGCCAGUGCAAUGGCAGAUUCGGGAAUGUCCGCUCUAGCCGCUGUGCCUGGUGUAAACCAGAUCUCCUCGCAGCAGCUACAGACAAUGCACGACGCAGUGUUACAUAUGCCGCAAGAAACAAUAUCGCAGGUUGCGCAACAAAUGACACAUAUAAUUGGCUAUUUCCAAACCAGUGAUUUACUAGAGACAGCUAUGAAUACACAAGGGGUCAAUCCAGCAGUGACUAAAAUAAUUGAACUUUCCCAUCAACUUCCUGAACAUGUUCUUAAUCCAUUGCAUCGGGUCUUAGAGGGCUUGUCAGAGCUGCUAACUGCGGGGACAUAAUCAAAACUUUGUUUCUGAAAAUUCAUGGUGAAAUAUUUUAUUGUACCAGCUGGUUGGAAACAGCAAGACACAAAGUUAAUGAUAUUAUGUAAAUUUUGAUAUUCUCGAUUUUAAUUGGUCAACGAAAGGUCAAUA
This is a messenger RNA of Owenia fusiformis, 3242 nucleotides long. NCBI's taxonomy places the organism in Eukaryota, Metazoa, Annelida, Polychaeta, Sabellida, Oweniidae. The record is from the annotation of a GenBank genome assembly.